This is a messenger RNA of Parasteatoda tepidariorum (common house spider), 3979 nucleotides long. The record is from RefSeq and is a predicted model, not a curated record. NCBI's taxonomy places the organism in Eukaryota, Metazoa, Arthropoda, Arachnida, Araneae, Theridiidae.
GAAUGCAUCGAAUUAUUUCAGGAAGUACAACUUGUUCUACGACUGCGUUCAGGAUAUUGUCCGAACUCGAUGUAGAUCAGACGAUGACCGAUACUUGGGUCAAUAUCUGGUUGAUACUGCCCAAGACCUCGCCUGGAACUGCGGAGAAUCAUCUACCACUUCUGAUCGAUUCAGGCAAGAUGAUCGACGUGAUGAUCGCUAUAACGAUCGAGAUCGAAUGAACGAUCGAGAUCGAAUGACAGAUCGAGAUCGAAUGAACGAUCGUGAAAGAGAUCAGCAAAGAGGCGGGAGCUAUAGCGGAAGAGAUGAUCGAUACGGUGGUGGUGGAUACGGAGACAGAGAUGGCGAUCGAUAUGGCAAUGGAAGAUAUUCUGGCACUUAUUCGAAUGGAAAUGGGAGCUCAGACAUCACCUGCUGCAGAAAUGAAAGAUGUGACAGAAGCCGCCUUCAGCAGUGCAGAGACUCGCUGGCCAGAGCUGUUGACAACAGAGCAGCCGGAUAUCAGGACUCUCAGAAAUGCAGACGACUUCGGGAUGAUUUUAAUUGUCUGUUAUGGCAGACAUCCUCCUGCGUCUCAAGAGAAGAGCGGGACAGAGACAACGAGAUUUUCCGAAAAUCCAGAGAUUUCAUUUCAAGAAACUGUGACAAUUAUGGAAGGUAUACUGAAAACAGUUGCUACAAGAGCACUGAUAUGAAAAGAUGUGAGGACCUUCUCACCAACACAAGAGGUGGAUCUAACUACGAUUCCUGCAGAUCGUACAUCAGCUUUAAGGAAUGUAUGAUAACGGAAUUGGACAGACGCUGCACCAGAGAAGAUGAAUUAUUUCAAGGUGCGUACCUGGCAGACAAAGCUCAAGAAAUGUCUUGGCAAUGUGGAGCUGAGGGUGGAAGAAAUUCGUGGGGAACUUUUGACAGACGCAAUGAAUACGACAGAUAUGACAAUAAUAAUCCCUAUGAUCGCCAGCCUUAUGAUAGCAGUCCAGUGCAUCUGGAAGACGAAGAUGCCAUGUGUUUGGCAAGAGCUCAAGCUAGUGUAGAUCAGUGCAAGAAGAAUUUUGAUAGUAGAAGGCGAGAAAAGGAUUACGAAACCGAUUAUGACACCAAAAACAGGAUAAGUUGUUGUUCUGUCCGAGAGUACCGCAACUGCUUGUUUGAUGCAACUAGACGAUACUGCCAGACAGAACGCAGCCGUGUUGUAGAUUCCCAACUGCAAGGCUACAGACACCUCCUCACCGCAGAUACUUGCCUCAGAGUCUAUGACUCUGAAUGCAACUCUAGCAGUCACAGCAGCAUUUCUUUUGUGCUCUUGGCAACCUGCAUCGCCGUCCUUUCAGCUCUGUUUUCAUUGCAUCGUUAACAACUUCUUGUCCAGAGGCAACACUCGAAAAAGUACAAGACAUUUUCAUGGGUGUGUUGCACCAAAGCGCCAUCUGAGAUGCCACUUAAUUCCUUGCAUUGGAACAUUGUUCAUAGGUUUUUAUUGGAAUAAUUAAUUAUUCCAAAAGAAGUGUUAAUAUAUUUUGCAAUGCUCAAUGUGACGUAACUCAUUGUUUCAUUAUAAAAUUUGUAUUGUUGAUGAGUUUUAUGGUGGUUUGAAAUACUCCUUUUCAUUUGGAUUUUAAGGUUCUUAACUUAAAUAUGAUGCAAGGAUAUCACUUGGACAACCAGGUUUUACUUUUUUUUUUAAAUCUUGUUUAUAAUCAAACAAGCAAUUAAAAACUUUUUUAAACAGAUUUUUUUUCUUUAUGAUCUUCAUAAUUUUUUUAAAAUUUUUUAUUUUUCAUAAUGAAGGUCAAAUUUUUAUUAUAAAUUCAAAAUAAAUUUGACAUAAAAUGAAAAAUAAUAUGAUAAUGCCCAUCUUCGGCCUUUAAUCAAGUCAAUAUUAUGUUUUUUAUUUAUUUAACUUUUACUAACGUUCUUCUUAGUGCUAAAGAGAUUGAAAUUUAAUUAUAUAAGGUUUCAAAUAUAGUCAUUUAAAUUAUUUAUAAAGACAGUUUUUUUUAAAUAACUUAUUUAAAAUAUCAAAAUUUCAUAUUUUGAAUCAAUUAAAAUAAUAACAAAUGUUUUCUGAAAAAUAAAAAUUUAUGAUCAGAUCAUAAUCUAAAACGUUUCAACUUUGUCUUUCGGAAUAAACAAUAAGAAUUUUUAUUGAAAAAUUUCGUAAGAAAUUUAUAUUUUAAUUUUGAAAAAUUAUACUUUGAUAAUCUCAAUUAUUUAUAAAAUAAAACUCAUGAUUUCAGAUAAAAAUGACCCAAGCAGAAAUUACUCAGCAGAUUGAUUAAAAUGCAUAACUUCAAAAUAUUAGCAAAACAUACAUAAAAUAAAGCGUAAAUUCUUUAUUAAAAUUUAAAAAACUUAAUAUUGUAAAUAAAAUAAAGAUAAAAACUUUUAUUUACAAAAUGUUAUAUAGUUUUAGGCAAAAAAAGUAAAUCCUAGAGAACACACCAUUUUCAAGGAUAGUUUCAGUUAGCAUUAAAAAUGAUAGAAAAGCGGUAAUUUUACCACCUCACAUUUAUUUUAAUUUAUACAUAAUGUUUAAAUGGCGCAAAAUAAAAAAACAUUACUUAUACACAAACACAUAUAUAUAUGCACCAACACUUGAUACACGUUAAAAUAGUUUGUUAAAAAGUAAUGGAAUAUAAAAAGAGUGCUUGGCAAAAAAAAAAUUAUAUCAUGGGUUUUUCACAAGAAUUAACUGGCAAAUUUAAAUUUAUACAAUUAUUUUUAAAUGGCACAAUAUACAAAACAUUACAUAUACACACAUAUAUACACAUCACAACUUAAGAUAGUUAGAAUUAUGAAACAUAAUAAUGCUACUGGAUAAGAUAAUUAUGACCAUAAUAUCAUGACAUUCAUCAUGGGUUUUUCACAACGAACUGGCAAAUUAAUCAAAAACAAAAAAAGAUCAUGACAUAUAAUUGUACAUAGGAAUAUUCUUAUAUCUAUUUCAGGAGCUACGGUAUUUCGCAUUUUAAUGGAAGGGGUGAAGGCAUUUAUAAUAAAAUUUGCAUUCAUAUAUAAAUAUCAUGAAGCAUUCAUAUCUAAAAUCACUUAUAAUAAUUUCAUUUGAAAUACAGCAAUUGAUACUGACAACAUGAACAACUUAAUACAUCUUUAUAUUUUCAGUCUGAUUAGUUAUAUUUAUAAACAGAUGCAAGUUAAAAAAGUAAUUAUUUAUCACUUACACUUAACUUGUUUCUCAACUUUUUCAAUUUUGACUUUAAAACUUAGCUCCAAAGCACAUCGAUUAAUAAAAUUCAUUAAAAAAAAUACAUAUUUCGUAAAAAAAUAAAUGAAAAAUAUGUUUAUCAAAUAUUUAAAAAACAUGUACACAUACUGGUUUAAAGUUUUUUAUAACUACACCAUGUUAAAGUUUUUUUGUUUUUAUGUUCGCAUUUAAGUUUUUAUGUUCGAUGUUAAAUUUAAUAAUACACAUGUACAAAUACUUUUUGCUUCUAAGUCUUAAAUAUCACAAAAAAGCUUGUGUUCUUGAAUGUUAGCCUCAUGAAAGUUUUUCAACAUAACAGAUUUAAUCUGAAUAUCUAACUACUUUAGUAUAACAAUAAUAAAAAGAUUUGUAUGUUGCAAAGUACAUAAAAAGUUUACAUACUAAAUAUUAAUUUCACAAUUUUAAAUUAUUAAAUUGAUAACAAAAAUUUAACUUUGAACUAAAAAAAACUCACCCAGUUUUUCAUUGAAUUUCUGUUUUAAAAUGCAAGCUAUAAAUGUUACAUUAAUGAACAUGUCAUCAUCACCUUUUUUUUUCUUUUCUUUUUUCAUAUUAUCUAUUACACAUUAUAAAGAUAUGUAUGUACGAAUUUUAAGGAAUAAUCAUCAUAAAUGAUUUUAGUCAAAUCUCAUUUUAUAUGUUUAUAUAUCAAUAUUUGAUUGUUUGGAUUUAUUUGCUUGAUUUAAAUUUUGUUUGGAUAUUGUUGUAUAGAAAAGAAUUUUCAAUAAAUUUUGUUAUUGAUUUAUCUAA